Messenger RNA from Vanessa atalanta (red admiral), 1478 nucleotides. Its product is annotated as atrial natriuretic peptide receptor 2-like. The record is from RefSeq and is a predicted model, not a curated record. Gene Ontology annotation, molecular function: peptide receptor activity; guanylate cyclase activity. NCBI's taxonomy places the organism in Eukaryota, Metazoa, Arthropoda, Insecta, Lepidoptera, Nymphalidae. The coding region runs from base 218 to 1438 and encodes 406 amino acids. The transcript is spliced from 11 exons. Gene Ontology annotation, biological process: receptor guanylyl cyclase signaling pathway; intracellular signal transduction; cGMP biosynthetic process.
UACGUAUCACGUCCCGAACUCGCUCAAGAUAGCAUUAUACCAUUUUAGAGAGGAUAUUUUGAGCAUAUCAAAUCUGAAGAAGGAGGACCUGUUCAAAAGGAUAUCAAUAUAUCAACAAAUAAAUGCCGUGUUACUCGUUUAUCUCGUGAAAUAUGCGAGGACCACAAAUUCAGCAGUAUGGAGACAGUUGUCAGCAACUUAUGAACUCGUGCAAACAAUGGAUGAAUUAUCUAUUGCUUUCACUAUGGUCACGUUUUCAACACCCGAAAACCUGGAACGAAUCCAAAAAGCACAGAACCAUCUGGCCGUUGCGCUGGAACACCUGCAAUCGACUGUCCAAUACUUGGAAGUCGAGAGGAUCAAUACGACUGAACUUGAGGAAAUUUUAAUUUUUUACAAAACAUCAACGCUGCUAGUUUGGAACGAAACGAAUAUAGCGGCAGGUGCGUGGCACUACACGUCGUACAACUUUACAGAGAAAACCUACAAUUUCCUAGAGAAUUUAAGAGAAAUUCAAAACAACUUGUGGAUUGUAGUUCGGGAAUCAGCUGCGACUGAAAUAUGGAACGCACGGCGUACUCUAGUGCUGGGCGUGAGCGUACUCUUGGUUGUGCUGUUCGCGGCACCCGUGCUCGUUGUGCUGCUGCAGCACACUCUUACCACUAUACAGAUAUUCACAGAAUCCAUAGAGCUGAGUACACAACAGCUGAUGGCUGAGAAACAGAAAAGUGACAUGUUGCUGUCGAGGAUGUUGCCGAUGCCGGUACUGAGGCGGCUGCGAGCUCAGAGGACGGUCCCGGCGGAGGCUUUCGACGCUGUUACCAUCUACUUCAGCGACAUCGUCGGCUUCACCAAUAUAUCUGCAAACAGCACGCCCAUGGAGAUCAUCAAUAUGUUAAACAUGCUCUACAGAAUGUUCGAUGAUACAAUAAUGCAUUACAAUGUAUACAAAGUGGAGACGAUAGGAGACGCGUAUAUGGUCGUAUCUGGACUACCUCAACGGAACGGCAAUCGCCACGCGUCCGAGAUAGCGGAUAUGUCUCUGGCGCUGAUGCGCAGCGUGCAGGGCGCGUGCGUGCCGCACCGACCACUUGAGACGCUACGAGUGCGUGCUGGAGUUAACACCGGCCCUUGCGUCGCCGGCGUCGUGGGCGCUACCAUGCCACGAUACUGUCUCUUCGGUGACACAAUCAACACCGCUAGUAGGAUGGAGAGCACGGGGGAACCAAUGAAAAUACAUAUAUCACAUACGACGAAGACGGCUUUGGAUAUAAUCGGAAAUUACAUGGUGGAGUCACGGGGAAUGGUCGAUGUCGCGGGCAAAGGCUUGAUGGAAACCUUCUGGCUCCUCGGGAAAGUCGGGCAAGUCCAGAUGGAGAGUCCACGCUGUCGUUUGCAGGACUACGACCAGAAUGUUCUAGAACUACUUAUUAAAUAGUUAUAUUUUGUUGUUGAUUGAUAAAUUAUUGAAUAAAGAG